Molecule: messenger RNA, 3206 nt
Organism: Nerophis ophidion (straightnose pipefish)
Lineage: Eukaryota; Metazoa; Chordata; Actinopteri; Syngnathiformes; Syngnathidae
Product: oocyte zinc finger protein XlCOF7.1-like
Exons: 2
Coding region: 675-1601 (308 amino acids)
Biological process (GO): regulation of transcription by RNA polymerase II
Cellular component (GO): nucleus
Molecular function (GO): DNA-binding transcription factor activity, RNA polymerase II-specific; RNA polymerase II cis-regulatory region sequence-specific DNA binding
Source: RefSeq, a predicted model, not a curated record
CCUCGAUGACGUCAUACAGGAGGAAGCACAAGACAAGAUAGCGUCUGGCGGAGAAUACGUUGUUUUGGUUAUUAUGGUUUCUAGGUCUUAAUUACAACGUACAUGUGCACAUGUGUGUCGUUUAACGCAGUAAACGUCGUUAUUAAUUGUUAUUGUAUGCGGAUACAUUAGUCUGAGUGCACUUUGACGUGCUAGCCUAGCCUGCUGGUUAGCUUAGCUUGUUAGCUGCUAACAAAGAGAGGCGGAAGUGAUCGACACAUCAAAGCAGAGAUCCAAUGUAAGUGUAAAGUGUUUUUAUUGUGUGAACAUGUCUACAUUACAAAUGAUGUGAGUGUUGGUGACUCAAAAGAGGAGAAGGAGCGACAACAUCAACUACUGGACACAGUUUUCUAGAAACAUCAAAUUGUGUUACACAUCCAUCCAUCUAUCUUCUUCUGCUUAUCUGAGGUCGGGUCGCGGGGCCAGCAGCCUAAGUAGGGAAGCCCAGCCUUUCCUUUCCCCAGCCACUUCAUACAGCUCUUUCUAGGGGAUCCCGAGGCGUUCCAAGGCCAGCCAGUUUCUAACAUAAUAGUGAGAGUCCAGUCCAUAGUGGGGCCAGCCAGAGACCAUCCCGAGCGCAGACAGACGUCUGUGAAGAACAUCUUCACCCUGAGCAACAGAAGUGGAGCUUCAGGAUGCAGACGGAGGAGCCACAGCCCUCCCACAUUAAGAAGGAAGAGGAAUACCUUCAGAUCUCCCAUUUUAAAAAGGAAGAGGAAAACCCACUAAUCCCCCAGUUUAAAGAGGAAGCGGUGGAUCCACAGAGCCCACACAUUAAGGAGGAAGAGGAGGACCCACUGACCCCUCACAAUAAAGAGGAAGAGGAAGAACACAGCAUCAAUCAGCAGGGAGAGCAUCUUGAAGGACUGGAGGAGGUUGAUGUCACCAAGAUGCCAGUGACUGGUGUCCCUGUGAAGAGUGAACGUGAUGAGGUGAAAGGUGAAAGUGUGGAGAGGGGAGGGGGGGAGCCUCCAAGCAGCAGCUCAACACAACACAUGACAACAGAAGCUGAUGGAGACCACUGUGGAGGAUCACAAGCAGACAAGCUCUUAGCUCCACUAUCAGAUAGUGAGGACACAACGUCACACUCUCCUGACACUGAUGAUGAAGACUCUAAAGAUGAUAAGACAUGUCACACUGACAACACUCACUUCACAUGUUCUCUCUGUCACAAAACCUUUAAAUACCAUAGUUAUCUGAAAAGACACAUGAGAACACACACUGGAGAAAAACCUUUUUCUUGCUCAGUAUGUGGUGAAGGUUUUGUUCGAAGUGAACAUUUGAAAGUACACAAGAGAACACACACUGGUGAAAAACCUUUUGUCUGUUCAAUAUGUGGUAAAGGUUUUGCACACAGUAACAAUUUAAAAAGACAUAUGAGAACAGACACAGGUGAAAAACCUUUUGUCUGUUCAAUAUGUGGUAAAGGUUUUACACAAAGUCAGGAUUUGAAAAAACACAUGAGAACACACACUGGUGAAAAACCUUUUUGUUGUUUAACCUGUGGUAAAGGUUUUACACAAGGUCAACAUUUGAAAAGACACAUGAGAACACACUUGUGAAAAAUCACAUUCCUGUUCAAUCUGCAACAGAAGCUUUUGUUGACGAUCAAAGCUUGUAGCACACAUGAGAAGACACCCAGGAGAGAAAGUGUUGAGUUGCAGUGUGUGUGGUGAAAGAUUGUCUUCUAAGUACCAGUGUAAGAAACACAAGUGUGCUGGUGAGAACAGCAGCAGCAAAUGAAACUGCAGGAUUUGAAAUAAACUGUCCAGACUUUCAUUUUGACUUUCUAACAACAUCAGCACAUAUAACAUGUGUGACAUUGUUGUUUGUCUAACAAUCUGUUUAAUAUGCUUCUACAUUUAUAGAUUACAUAUUUUGUAUUAAUGCUUUUUUUCAGUCAAGUACAUGUAUUAAUAUGACACAUUGUGUACUUUUAUUAAAAAAUGGACGGAACAAUUUGAGUAAAAAGGUGAGAGUAAACAGUAAAAGACAUAUUUUACAUGCAAUAAACAUGUUGUGUGUAUGUAUACACACAGACACACACUCAUAUAUGUAUAUAUAUAUAUAUAUAUAUAUAUAUACAUAUAUAUAUAUAUAUAUAUGUGUACUGUAUAUUCAUCAUACAAUUUUAGACCUAUUUAUAUGAAAUAUUGAAGUAUUACAUAUUGUAUUUGUAAUUGUUAAUAAUCCCAUAGAUUAUCACCUUUAUAUGAUAUACAUAUGUACUGGUUCACAUCUGAAACAUCUUCUGGACCACUUCAGGAAGCAUAUUAUUAUUUACUUUAUACAUCAUUUAAACAGUUGUCUUUUAUACAAUUUUAAAAUGUGUGUCUUUUUGAAUCAUUUGUUGGGUCUCUAUAAUCUAUUUUAUUCAUUAUCGUUAUUACUCAGUAUUAUGAUGAUUGUGUUGUGAUUGUUUUACCUGUAUGUCCCCAGACCUUUAUGCAAUAUACAAGUGGGAGAAAAUAGCAGAUUUUUAUUUUGUGAAAGGACGGUUUUGUUUUCACAAACUUACAUAUGUGGAUAUAUCAAAUGAAUCCAGUAUUGUGUUUUAAAUAUUUUUUAUGUUUUUUGUUUUUUUUUAACAUCCCAAAAACAUCAAUAUCAGUCAAAGUUUGGAGUGUCAGGCAAAAGCCAAUAUUGUACAUCAUCCCACAGAGAUUUACUUUGCAUACAUUCUUAAAAUAAACUGUUUAUCUUGUUUUCCAAUCACAGAACGAACAAGUGCUGUCUUCAAUUGCAAAAAAAACAUCCUAAAUAUUAUUUUAAGUGGUCACUUCCAUCUUUUUUUUCUUAGAUUAACUCUUUUGCCUUAGAAAGAAUGGAAACUUUUAAGUAUUUUUUUGUUCCAGGGAAAAUAAUAAUAAGAAGAAAUAGAAAAUAAUUAAAAAUGACGCAGUAACUAGAAUAUUUGGAAUGAAAGCCUUUUUAAAUUUUGUAAUAUUUUUUAUUUGCAGGUUGUGCUUAAUGAAAUCUUGAAAUAUUAAAAUAUUUUGUAUCACUCAAUAAGUGCAUCAGUGACCGAAUGCCUUUUUCAAACCAUUGCUGUUCAAAGAUGGAUUUGUUUCUCAUUUUAAUAUAAGAACAAUUCCAUAGUGGAGUAUUGUGUGUGAUGAAGUUGUGUUUGUAAAUUAGUUUCCAGUACAACAACACUUGCUGGUAGG